Messenger RNA from Daphnia magna, 1421 nucleotides. Its product is annotated as isoaspartyl peptidase/L-asparaginase. The record is from RefSeq and is a predicted model, not a curated record. The coding region runs from base 319 to 1272 and encodes 317 amino acids. Gene Ontology annotation, molecular function: asparaginase activity. NCBI's taxonomy places the organism in Eukaryota, Metazoa, Arthropoda, Branchiopoda, Diplostraca, Daphniidae. The transcript has 5 exons.
AUAUUCGUCUGCUAUAUCGCUCUUCAAAACUUGUUUUUGAUUAAAUCAUCAAAAUUCAUCUCUUAUUUCGUGUCGCGUGCUUUAGUGUUCUGCGAUAACCGGAUCUAUGGGGGACGCAACUAAAGCAGCCUGUAUUUUAACAUUCUUAUGUGGCGUUUUUAUUGGGUAUAAGUUAAAAGGUUGGCGGAUCGAGUGGCUGAAACGAAGGCGGGAGAGACUAGCCAACAAGUUACUGGAAACCCAUAAAGAAAUCGAAUUGUUAUCUAAGUCAAAUUAAAAGCAUAUUAUCGAGUUACCUAUAAAAUUUAAUUUUUUGUUAUGAAUAAAGUAGAGCCUGUUGUAGUAAUUCAUGGUGGGGCCUGGGCAAUACCUGAAAAUAUUAGUGAUGCAAGCAGAAAUGGGGUCAAGUUAGCGGCUAGAAAAGCUUAUGAAAUUUUGAAACAUGGUGGUUCAGCUCUUGAUGCUGUUGAAGCGGCAGUUGUUAUUCUUGAAGAUGAACCAGUUUUUGAUGCAGGGAAAGGCUCAUGCUUGAAUGCUGCCGGUUUGAUUGAAAUGGAUGCUUCUAUUAUGGAUGGCACUUCUCUGAAAGCUGGAGCUGUUGCAGCAGUUGCAAACAUAAGCAACCCAAUUUGUUUAGCUCGGAUGGUUAUGGAACAAACUGACCAUUGCUUGCUUGUGGGUGAAGGAGCAAAUAUGUUUGCCAAUGAAUGCAAUGUCCCCAGCGUGGAUCCAUCAAGUUUGGUCACUGAAGCCUGUCUUGAAGAAUGGCAGACUUUCGAAAAAUAUAAAAGUGCUGUAGAUUCUUUAUUCAACAACCAAAUCACCUCACUGCCACUUGGGCAUGACACCGUCGGAGCUGUUGCCAUGGACGCCAACGGGCGAAUUGCAGCCGCUACAUCCACUGGAGGUAUCACCGGUAAAAGAGUGGGCCGGGUUGGAGAUAGUCCUUUAAUAGGAAGUGGAACUUAUGCAAUUGACGAAAUCGGUGGCGUGUCCUGUACUGGCCAUGGAGAGUCUAUCAUAAAAAUAUGUUUAGCCAAACAUAUAAUCUGUUUGAUGGAAAGCGGCAUGAAAGCUCAAGAAGCUGUCGAGCAAUCCCUGCAGUUAAUGAAUUCAAGAGUAAAAGGUGCAGGCGGUGCCAUUUGCAUCAGCGCUUCCGGUGAACCUGCUUUUCACUUCACCACUGAGCGAAUGGCGUGGGCAAUUGCCAAAGCGGACGUCUUGUCCUGGGGCCUCGACCCAAAAGAAAGUAACGUUGAAAAGAUGGCCUGAAAUCGUUUUCAUCUGCCUUCAACUAUUUAGUGCAAAGUAACCAGCAAUUUUUAGACGUAUAGUGCAAUUGCGGGCUGGGCCCAGUAUCAUUUUUUAAAAGGCGGUUGUAACGUGCGGAAAUGAAUAGAGGUUGAAACCGCUUUCAGUUA